Messenger RNA from Penicillium canariense, 2139 nucleotides. Its product is annotated as glutamate--tRNA ligase GUS1. The coding region runs from base 1 to 2139 and encodes 712 amino acids. The record is from RefSeq and is a predicted model, not a curated record. Gene Ontology annotation, molecular function: glutamate-tRNA ligase activity; ATP binding. The transcript has 4 exons. Gene Ontology annotation, cellular component: cytosol; cytoplasm; methionyl glutamyl tRNA synthetase complex. Gene Ontology annotation, biological process: glutamyl-tRNA aminoacylation; translation. NCBI's taxonomy places the organism in Eukaryota, Fungi, Ascomycota, Eurotiomycetes, Eurotiales, Aspergillaceae.
AUGACCCAAUUUGAUUUGACCGUGGCCACCCGCGGUAGCCAUGCUGCUCUGCUGCCGGUGAUCCUCAUCGCCACCUCCAUCAAUGAGGCUCGUUCCACUCCUGUGAUCAACAUCACGUAUGAGGAUACUGCCCUUCUCAAUGAAGGCGACAAGGCCAUUCUGCAGCUCACUACUGGUGGAAAGUCUGUCUUCGGCACUAUUCCUGCCAUCCAGGAGCUGUGCGCUCAUUUCCCGUUCCUGUCCGGCAAGGAGACCAAGCUUGAGAAUGAGUGGAUUUCCCAGCUGGACACGCUAAACACUCUCGACUUUAAGGCCCUCGAUCCCAUUCUCCUGAAGCUCGACACCCACCUCCUUCUGCGUUCUUUCAUCUGUGGAUACUCCCUCUCAACUGCCGAUAUCGCCCUGUGGGGUGCUCUGCGUGGCAACCGUGUCGCCGUUGCGGCACUUAAGAAGGGUUCCCUCGUCAACCUGACCCGUUGGUACCGUUUUCUAGAGGAGCUGUGUCCCUGGACUACUGCCGCUAUUGAGGCUCUGAACGCUGCCGCCAAGGAGACCAAGGUGGCCAAGGCCAAGGCCGGUGCCAGUUACGAUAUCGCUCUUCGCAACACCGAGAACGGCGUUGUGACUCGUUUCCCGCCGGAGCCCUCUGGCUACCUCCACAUUGGUCACGCCAAGGCGGCUCUGCUCAACGACUACUUUGCCCACGAAAAGUACAACGGUACUCUUCUUCUCCGAUUUGAUGAUACCAAUCCCUCAAACGAGAAGCAGGAGUUCCAGGAUGCUAUCGUUGAGGACCUUGCUCUCAUGGGCAUCAAGCCCAACAAGGUGUCCUACACUAGCGACUACUUCGACGAGCUCUAUGACUACUGCCUUGAGAUGAUCAAGACCGGUCAUGCCUAUGCUGAUGACACUGACAAGGAGACUAUGGCUGCUCAACGCAUGGACGGAAUCCCCAGCCAGCGCCGCGAGCUCUCUCCCGAGGAGAGCUUGACCCGUCUUGAGGAGAUGAAGAAGUCAACCCCCGAGGGUCUUCGCUGGUGCAUUCGUGCCAAGAUCUCUUUCGAUGACAAGAACAAGGCCAUGCGCGACCCCGUUAUCUACCGAUGCAACCCGACCCCGCACCACCGUACUGGAGCUAAGUGGAAGAUCUACCCCACCUACGACUUUGCCUGCCCCGUUGUGGACUCGAUGGAGGGUGUCACCCACGCUCUGCGUACCAUUGAGUACCGUGACCGCAACCCCCAGUACCUGUGGAUGCAGGAUGCGCUCAAGCUCCGCCACGUCCAAGUCUGGGACUUUGCCCGCAUGAACUUCAUCCGCACUCUGCUGUCCAAGCGUAAGUUGACCAAGCUGGUUGAGAGCGGUGUGGUCUGGGGCUGGGACGACCCUCGUUUCCCAACCAUCCGUGGUAUUCGCCGCCGCGGUAUGACUAUCCCGGCCCUGCGGGAGUUCAUCCUUAAACAGGGUCCGUCCCGGGCGGUGACUUUGUUCGACUGGGCUCUUAUCUGGGCCACGAACAAGAAGUACAUUGAUCCUGUUGCUCCCCGUCACACCGCCAUCCUGAACAAGGACAUCGUCAAGGCCACUGUCAGCAACGCCCCUGCUCCGUACACGGAGGAGAAGCCCAGGCACGCCAAGAACGCCGCCGUGGGCAUGAAGACCGUCGCCUUCUCCCCCGACGUUGUUCUGGAGCAGGUCGACGCCAAGUCCUUCAAGCAGGAUGAGGAGAUCACCCUCAUGAACUGGGGCAACGCCUUCGUGCGUAAGAUUACCACCGACUCUGCCACUGGUAACGUCACCCACCUUGAUCUCGAGCUGAACCCUCAGGGUGAUGUCAAAAAGACCGAGAAGAAGGUCACCUGGCUGGCGACAGAGGGUCCCGAAUUGGUCCCCGUCGAGCUGGUUGACUUCGAUUACCUGCUGACGAAGGACUCUCUGACCGAGGAUGACGUCCUUGAGGAUGUCCUCAACUACAACACCGAGACCCGCGAGUCUGCUGUGGCUGACAGCAAUGUCGCCCAGUUCAAGGAGGGUGACAUUAUGCAGUUCGACCGCAAGGGCUUCUACCGCGUCGACCGAGCGUACACUCCUGGUUCUCCGGCUGUCUUCUUCAACAUCCCCACUGGCAAGGCCAAAUAA